This is a messenger RNA of Lemur catta (Ring-tailed lemur), 1954 nucleotides long. It is a transcript of the gene AHCY, whose product is annotated as adenosylhomocysteinase. Gene Ontology annotation, molecular function: adenosylhomocysteinase activity. Gene Ontology annotation, cellular component: cytosol. Bases 149 to 1447 code for a protein of 432 amino acids. The record is from RefSeq and is a predicted model, not a curated record. The transcript has 10 exons. Gene Ontology annotation, biological process: L-methionine cycle. NCBI's taxonomy places the organism in Eukaryota, Metazoa, Chordata, Mammalia, Primates, Lemuridae.
UCAUGAAUAUGCAAGCACGGGGGAGAUAUUUAAAGGCGCCGGCGCCACACGCAGAUCCCUGCCCGGCGCCGCCCGCCCGGUUCCGUGCCCUGCGCGAGGCCCGCCUCCUGCACCCGUGUCCAUCACUGCGUGCGGAAGCACUGCCAGCAUGUCUGACAAACUGCCCUACAAAGUCGCCGACAUUGGCCUGGCCGACUGGGGACGCAGGGUCCUGAACAUCGCGGAGAACGAGAUGCCGGGCCUGAUGCGCAUGCGGGAGAUGUACUCAGCCUCCAAGCCACUGAAGGGCUCCCGCAUCGCCGGCUGCCUGCACAUGACUGUGGAGACCGCCGUCCUCAUUGAGACCCUCGUCGCCCUGGGUGCUGAGGUGCGGUGGUCCAGCUGCAACAUCUUUUCCACCCAGGACCAUGCAGCAGCUGCCAUUGCCAAGGCCGGCAUUCCAGUGUACGCCUGGAAGGGUGAGACGGACGAGGAGUACCUGUGGUGCAUCGAGCAGACGCUGUACUUCAAGGAUGGGCCCCUCAACAUGAUUUUGGACGAUGGUGGUGACCUUACCAACCUCAUCCACACCAAAUACCCAGAGCUCCUGGCAGGCAUCCGGGGCAUCUCUGAGGAGACCACAACUGGGGUCCACAAUCUGUACAAGAUGAUGGCCAAUGGGAUCCUGAAGGUGCCUGCCAUCAACGUCAACGACUCCGUCACCAAGAGCAAGUUUGACAACCUCUAUGGCUGCCGGGAGUCCCUCAUAGAUGGCAUCAAACGAGCCACAGACGUGAUGAUCGCGGGCAAGGUGGCAGUGGUAGCAGGCUAUGGCGAUGUGGGCAAGGGCUGUGCCCAGGCCCUGAGGGGUUUCGGGGCCCGUGUCAUCAUCACAGAGAUCGACCCCAUCAACGCACUGCAGGCAGCCAUGGAGGGCUAUGAGGUGACCACCAUGGAUGAGGCCUGUCAGGAGGGCAACAUCUUUGUCACCACCACAGGCUGUGUUGACAUCAUCCUUGGCCGACACUUUGAGCAGAUGCAGGAUGAUGCCAUCGUGUGUAACAUUGGACACUUCGACGUGGAGAUUGAUGUCAAGUGGCUCAACGAGAACGCUGUGGAGAAGGUGAACAUCAAGCCCCAGGUGGACCGCUACCGGCUGAAGAACGGGCGCCGCAUCAUCCUGCUGGCCGAGGGCCGGCUGGUCAACCUGGGUUGUGCCAUGGGCCACCCCAGCUUCGUGAUGAGCAACUCCUUUACCAACCAGGUGCUGGCACAGAUUGAGCUAUGGACCCACCCAGACAAGUACCCUGUCGGGGUUCACUUCCUGCCCAAAAAGCUGGAUGAGGCAGUGGCCGAAGCCCACCUGGCCAAGCUGAACGUGAAGCUGACCAAGCUGACUGAGAAGCAGGCCAAGUACCUGGGCAUGUCCCGUGAUGGCCCCUUCAAGCCUGACCACUACCGCUACUGAGAGCCAGGCCUGCCCUUCAGCUUCCAGCCGCUGCCCUCGCCCAGGCCCUACUUCUCCUCCGCAACAGCAAAUGGCACCAACUUUGCGAUUGGUUUGUCAGUGUCUCCCCCAUCGACUCCCUGGGGCUGGUUACUCAGUCUGUGGCCUCUGCCGUGUCCCUUAACGGUUCCAAGUGUGGCAGGGGGAGUUGAGAGGCCUCUCCUCAAGGGCUGGUCACGAUGGAGGUACAAGAGAGACAUCCACAGGAAACCAUGAGCUAAGGGUCUUGGAACUGCUCACUAAGUCAGUCCUUCUCUAGGCUGGAAGUUGGUAGGGGUGGUCACAAAGCCCAUGUGUUUUAUCAUCUAGGCUUUCACCUGGCCUAUGGACUUAUUCUACCCAUGUGCUUGGUUUACAGGUUAACUAGUCCCUUAGUCCAUGACAGAUGAGAAUGAGCUUUAUUUUUUUAUUUUUUAUUUUUUUGAGACAGAGUCUUGCUCUGUCUCCCAGGCUAGAGUACAGUGGUGU